GGCGUGCGAAAAAGGAUAUGUCUCUUGCUCUUGUUUGUUCUGAGGGUUGCCUGAGCUGCCGAAAACCAAUUGAUGGUGAAAGAUACAUUUAUGUUGGUGAUGGAAAACGGGUUGAAGUUGAGGUUAUUGGUGUUUUUAGAUUAUUAUUAUUAUUAAAGUCAAGUUUUUAUUUGGAUUUGAAAGACACAUUUGUUGUUCCGUCAUUUAGGCAGAAUUUAAUUUAUAUUUCUGCAUUGGACAAAUUUGGUUAUUCUUGUUCAUUUGGAAAUAGUUAGUUUAGUCUAUAUCAAGAUUCAAAACUUAUUGGUGUUGGUCUUUUAUCAGUUUAUGAUAAUUCAUAUUCACUUGAUAUAAUUGGCUCAUAUAAUGAAACCUUACAUUUAAGUACUCGUGGUACUAAAAGAAAAUUAGCCAAUGAGAAUUCAUUAUCACUUUGGCAUAAGCGUUUAGGACAUAUUUUUGAACAAAGAAUUCAGAGACUUGUGUGAGAUGGAAUUCUCGAUUCCCUUGACUCCUCCAAUUCUGACAUUUGUGUUGAGUGUGUUAAGGGAAAACAAACGAACAAAAGGAGAUUAGGUGUCGAGAGAGCUUCAGAUAUAUUAGAAUUGAUAUAUAGAGACAUUUGUGGACCAUUUCCUACACCAUGUAGAAAUGCUCAAAUAUAUUUUAUCACAUUCAUAGAUGAUUACUCUCGUUAUGAUUACUUUUACCUCAUUCAUGAAAAGUCUCAAUCAAUAGACGUGUUCAAAUCUUAUAAGGCUGAAGUUGAAAAUCAACCAGGCAAAAGAAUAAACACCGUUAGAUAUGACCGUGGUGAUGAAUACUAUGAUAGAUAUGAUGGUUCCUUUGAACAACGUCCAUGGCCUUUGCUAAAUUCCUAGAGGAGUGUGAGAUUGUUCUUCAGCACACCAUGCCAGGAACUCCUAGCAUGAAUGGUGUUGCUAAGAAACGAAACUGCACAUUGAAGGACAUGAUUAGGAGUAUGAUUUGUGAUACUACUUUACCAGAUUCACUCAGGGGAGAGACACUGAAAACUGCAGCUUACAUACUCAACAGAGUUCCCACUAAAGCUACAACUAAAACCCCUUAUGGAAUUUGGACUGGAAAGAACCCCGGUAUAAAUCAUUUCCAUGUUUGGGGUUGUCGAGAUGAGGCCUUAUAGGCCAAAUGAAAAUUAGUAGCUAUUUUGUAGGAUACUCUGAGAAGUCAAGGGGGUAUAAGUUUUAUGAUCCCACUACCAGGACUAUUUUUGAGAUGGGUAAUGUUCGACUGUUUGAGGAUAUUGAGUUUGGGGGUGGGGAGAUAAUGUUAGAGAUUUUGUCCUUGAAAAAGAGCAUGUUAAGAGCAUGUUACUCUUCCUUCAGUUGUCAUUGAACAUGAUCAAGAUAUUUUUAUUCCUAAUGAUGUUCAAGAAACAACUCCAGUUCAGGACAAUCUCGAAAACCUCCCCAAUCAAGUACAUGAAAAUAUUUGUGAAGAUCAAACUCAACAACCUCAAGAACCUGAGGUGUCAUUGAGGAGAUCCACUCGAGAGAGGAGAAGUGCAAUUCCAGAAGAUUAUAUUGUAUAUCUCUCCAAGAACAUGAGGAAAAUUGGGAAUUGGUGGAAGAAAUAAUUGUCUUCCUCCAAGAACAAGAAUCAGAUGUUGGUUUUGUGGAAGAUGAUCCAAUCAACUUCCGUCAAGCCAUGGAAAGGUCUAACUCUCAAGAAUGGAUUAAUGCCAUGAAAGAUGAGAUGAAGUCUAUGAGUGACAAUGACGUUUGGGAGCUUGUCUCAUUGCUUGAAUGUGUUAAACCCAUUGGUUGUAAAUGGAUAUUUAAAAUCAAAAGGGAUUCAAAAGGCAAUGUUAUAAGGUUUAAAGCUCGUCUAGUUGCUAAAAGCUACGCUCAAA
Molecule: messenger RNA, 1891 nt
Organism: Cuscuta europaea
Lineage: Eukaryota; Viridiplantae; Streptophyta; Magnoliopsida; Solanales; Convolvulaceae
Source: the annotation of a GenBank genome assembly